UGUUUACUUGCUGCUGGGAGUGCUGUGUGUGUGUGUGUGUGUGUGUGUGUGUGUGUGUGUGUGUGUGUGUCAGCAGGAAGGUUGCCAUUAGUGACAUAGUUGGUGAGUGUCGAUGAGUCAUUAGUGGUGAAGGCUGAGGUCAUCCCGCAUUCCUGGCGAGCAAGGUCAAGGUUGGCGGUCAAUAAUGGUUGUUCCCAACCUUAGCACGACACAAGGCUGUUGCCACGUGAAUGACUGGUCGUACUAUCAGGUUGUCUUGACUUGACUUGUACUGUAUACCACAUAAGUAUCACCCUAUCCCAGAGUCAGUGUGUGGCGGCAGCGGUGCAAGGAACGGACACUUGCCUAUCGCCCGAGUGGUGAGGUGUUGUGGCAUGUGGUGCUCUGUCUUGCCUUCUCUCAUAAACAGUGAAGGCCGGGUGAUGAUCGAGUUUUUUGUGGUAGUUUUGCAUUUUAUCAGAGCUUAGCCAAGACACACUGACGCUGGUGAUCAGGCUAAGAACAGGCUCAGGAUGCGAGAGGCACCAAGGACAGCCUCAGCCAGGAGCAGUGGUGGCGGCAGCCGUCGGCGCCGGUGGGAGAUGAAGUCCAAAGAGUCAUUUGAGAAGUCUCUCGCUGUGGAGAUUGAAUCGCCCCCGAGAAAGUCAUCCCGCCACCGAAGAGACUCCAAGUGGGAACCCUCAGCAGACUCUCCUGAAGGCAGGAAUCCCUUCUUUCGAGAGCCGUCUGGAUCAUCACCUCCACAUGACUUCAGCCACAAAAAUGAGAAGGUUCACCAGGACAGUGAGUCUGAUUUGCUCUCCUCUAAGCUGUCGGCCCUGAUAGAGGAGGCCAGCGUGAAGUCCAAGGAGCCAGAGAUGACACCGCUGAAAGAAAAGAGGAGGUCGUCUUUAGGUCACUUUGAGCAGAAGCCUGAGAAGAACCUGCCAGAACCUCAGUGUGUCAAGCCAGGGGGGGAGACCCUCAGGUCUCUGAAGGACAGGGACAAGGCACAGGUCCUGAAUGACAAGUUUGAAACCAAAUCAUUGAAAGUCGCAGGAGAAACACCCAGGAAAAUGGAGGAGGGAGAGGAGAAGACAGAGCAGGCAGACUACACACCAUCAGCCCCACCCAUAUCCUCCCCUGAGAUGAGCAAGAUGCUCCCCACCAAGAAGAAGAAAGACCGCAGGAAAAAAAAUCCUCAUGUGGUUGUUGGAGGCAGCACAAACAAUGAGUCGUACAUCACCGUCCAGUUGCAGCAGAUGGAGGAGGAUGUCAUUGGCAAUGGGAAGGAAGAGGAACAGUGUGUCUUGUCUGCUCCUGCUUUGCUCUUCAACACCACCAUUAACCCAGCAGGCACCAUCAGCACCAUAUAUCAGGAGAAGCUGGGUGGUUUUGUCAUAGCAAGGAAUGACAUGGAGGGCGUGCAGAGGAAGAACGAGGAGCUCCGAGACACCAGUGAAGCUUCCACUCCAAGUUCUCAUGCUAUCUUUCUGCAGAGUGGGUUCAGGACCUUCUCUGUGCUGUGCCAAGGCUUGCUGGCUGGCCUCACCUUGGCACACUGCCUCAUGAUUUUCCUGCUGGAGGGUGAUGCAAGCAAGCUGCAGAGGGUGUACCCGCCCACUGUGGCUCAGGUGUUCUUUGGCCUUGUGCUGUUCCUUACCUCUCUGUGUCUGGUGGCAGCCUUUGACAGGUGUGACCUCAUAGGAGUGGGUGUGUUCUCUGGCCACGGGAUCAGGAUGCCCUGGACCCCAGCGCUGUAUAUUUCCUGCAUGGUGCUGUCCCUGGUAGCGGUGCGUGCUGAGAAUGUCCUCAUCAAUUAUUCAAAUUAUGUUGAUGAAGUGGUGUCAGAAGAGAAGGUAUCAGACCUUGUGGACUGGUGGCGGUGGAUGUGUGUGGCACGGACCUCCCUGGCAGUGUUAGCAUGGCUGGCAGUGGUGCCGGACCCCCACACUGACGCCCUGCUUGAUGCACUCCAGCACAGCCACAGCAAGUAGUGCCAUGCUUACCACAGCCCUGUCCUGCCUAGCUCACUGGUAGGUCAGAGUCUAGCCAGGCUUAGCAGGUGGUGCUAUGGUGCUUGGACCUCAAUUUUCAUUACCUACUGAACAAUAACCUGGAAAACAGGAUAUGUUUCACAGAGGGACUGCCAUGUGUAGGCCAGCUGGCUUCUUUCAAAUUCCUUUAUGUUCCUUUAAGUUAUCAGUUCUUUUUAUUUACAACAAUUGCCCUUGUGUUUUGCAAUAUUCCUUAAAUUUUUAUUCAUCAUUGAUCUCAUUUAGAGUACAAAAUACAAAUAUUAUUUUCUUGCUGUAUAUUAUUCAAAGAAAUGUAUGUUGAUUAGAAGUAUCCUCAUUAUAAACAUAUAUAUCUUUUUUACUUCCAAGCAUUUCUUUGAUGUGACAGCAUUAAAAAAAUACUUGUUUGAGUCUGUGCAUCAUGAGCAGCAUUAGUAAUACAGCUUUUAGUACAAAGACAGUAUUGUUCGUUAUGUAUGUCUUUCUCAAAGUAUGUCUCAUUUUGGUAAAAGAACCAUCAACACAACAAUCAUCCUUAGUGCCUGAUAGCAUUAGUAUCAGAAUAAUGCUAUAGAAAUACUUAGUAAAUAUGUAUGAAUCUGCAUAUCAUGAGGUAUUAACACUGUAAGGGCCUGUAUGGUGUCUGCCUUCUCUUAACCCUUUGUAUGGUGUUGAUAUAGAUAGGGUGGGUGUGGUGAGUGUUGAAUCUACUAACUCUUUGUAUGUGGUGUUGAUAUGGUGAAGGUCUGUGUGGUGUUCACUAACAUUAACUGGCUAUAUGUGUAUUUAUAUAUAUAUAUAUAUAUAUAUAUAUAUAUAUAUAUAUAUAUAUAUAUAUAUAUAUAUAUAUAUAUAUAUAUAUAUAUAUAUAUAUAUAUAUUUUUAAAGUGAAAGCCAGUAUGGUGUGUGGUAGUGCACUAACCCUGUGUGUGGGUGAUGUUAGUGUAGUGAAGAUUUGGUGGUGGUGUGUGGAUUGUGUUGUAACUGUCAAUGUAAGACUAAGUAGUUUGCUGUGUUAAUGCUCCCUUACUCUGUGUGUGUGUGUGUGUGUGUGUGUGUGUGUGUGUGUGUGUGUGUGUGUGUGUGUGUGUUUAGUGUCCUUACAGGUUGAGACUCCUAUAGCAGAGACUAGAACAAAGAGAUCUCAGGAAUCCUUGAGUUUUUUGAGUGGCAACAUUAUGUGUUAACUUGCUUUAAUUUUUCAUACCAGCAUAACAAGUAGACAGUACAGUAAUGUUAUAAAAUGAUAUUGCUGUAUGAAAUAAUCCUAAUGGUAAUGGAAUGUGUGGUGACAUAUUUUUUGGUAUGCAUCAUUAAUUUAUACUUUUUGGAAAAUUUAUGAGCAAUAUCUUUUAUUCAUCUUAUGUGUCUCAGAAUAUAACCCAAUCAUAUAUAGAUUUUUGUGUGUGUAGUUGUAUUUCCAAAGUCCACAAAAAUUUGAAAUCAAAAUACCUGUUGUCCUGAGCACUGAAUGAAGGAUUCUUAACCUGUAGAGUGAAGGCCAAAUGUGGUGUGGGUGAUCUUUCCAGUAGGCUAACACGUGGUUGUACUUGCAUUGUCCCCCACUACCUCUCCUUCCGUCCAUCCAGCCGUCCAGUUCGUCAGGACACCAGAAAUUUGUCCAUCCCUUCUCGUGUUGAAAGCACAUAAGAAAGUUAUUUAUUAUUCUAUUUUAUUUAUGUGAUGUAUGAAUGUGAGUGAAAGAGAUUUUGAUGUAAAAGUAUUAUUGUAAGGAAUUUUUGUAAAAUCAGGCAAAUUAAUGAUCUGUUAGGUAUUGUUUUACAUACAAGUAACAAAAUGAAAACAAGAGCAGCAGAAUGCAGUAUAGAGAAUAAUAAGUGUACCCUCUGUUUCUGCUUAGUGGGCAGAAGGAAAGGUAACAUUCUAGUCAUAAGCAGCAAAGAUCAAAACCAAAGCAAUAAAACAGUAUGAAAAAUAGUGAAUGUACCUUGUUUAUUUCUAAUGAGGUUGAAAAGAAAGAUAACAUUCUAGUCAUAGUAAGAUGAACUAUGCUGUCUCUCAAGCACAACUGUACUUAUUCUAAUUUUUACAAGUUCUUUGCUUGUAUGAACUAAUGAUGCACUGUAUUGAAAGUACCAUAGCAUUUGUGUAUGUUGCCAAUGUAAUGCAAAGGCACACACAUCACAGCAGUAUGAGGGGAACUGCCGCUUUAGGGUGGUCUGUGUCAAGCCUCACUUUAUGAAUGUUUACUGUAUAUGGAAUCAGUCAUUGCACAAACAGAUGAAGUAUGCAUUUUUUUGUAAUUAUGUUGUUUGUGGACCAAGAAAGUGAUACAUUUCUGCACUCAGUCAGGCAGCAAUGAGACAAAUGUUUGUGUAAUGUCUGUGUAAUUCAGCCAUAGUUUUAGAGAUGACAUGCUGGAUUUGUGAUUUUCAGUUGUUGCCCACUCAGACACAGCUUAGAGUUUAUUAUGUGAAUAAAGCAGAGGUUAUUCACAUUUAUCAGGGAAGACAGUGGUAGUGAUAAGUGAAAGGCUUUGCUCCUGAAUGUGGCACAACCCUCAGCCUGCCAAGUGAUGGGCAGGACUUUACCACGAACUAGCAAACAGUGUAUCCAAACCAUUCUUUUCUUGUUAGUGAGGAUGUGGAUGUGUAUCUGAAUACCAACUGUGAUAAAAACACAUUAACU
Molecule: messenger RNA, 4646 nt
Organism: Portunus trituberculatus (swimming crab)
Lineage: Eukaryota; Metazoa; Arthropoda; Malacostraca; Decapoda; Portunidae
Product: transmembrane protein 237A-like
Exons: 5
Coding region: 513-1976 (487 amino acids)
Biological process (GO): cilium assembly
Cellular component (GO): ciliary transition zone
Source: RefSeq, a predicted model, not a curated record